AGUGACGUCAUCGCUAAGUAGAUAAAGGUAUUUUGAGCAUUUGUUGACAGCACGGAACUGCUUCGUACGCGUUGUAAAAAUUUGUUUAAGACGUUAAUUUUUUUUUUAUUGUAGCUACACUAUUGAGAACAAAUAAACUGGCUGCCUCUAUCAACAGAGCAGCUGAACCUGUUGAGGGAGAAGACAUCCACAAUUGAAAGAAGAGCCUUAAGGGGCAGUAGCCAUGCUGUGUUGGGGAAAUGCCUCCUAUGGACAGCUUGGACUGGGUGGCAUUGAUGAAGAAAUUGUAGUAGCGCCACGCAAAUGUGAAUUCUUUAAUGGGAGGGUGGUGCGUGACGUAGGAUGUGGACAAAGACACACCGUCUUCUUGCUUGGAGAUGGAACUGUGUAUACAUGUGGCUGCAAUGACCUAGGGCAGCUGGGCCAUGAAAAGGCACGCAAGAAACCAGAGCAAGUUGUUGCACUUGAUGCACAGAACAUUAUAGCAGUGUCUUGUGGCGAGUCCCACACUCUUGCCCUGAAUGACAAAGGGCAAGUGUUUGCAUGGGGUCAGGCAACUGAUGGACAGCUGGGCCUUACCAACAUAGAAGAUUGCAUCCGAGUGCCCAGAACAGUCAAAUGCUUGUCAGAGGCCCACAUUGUCCAGGUCACAUGUGGAUAUCGGCAUUCCCUUGCUCUCUCUAGAAAAGGACAGAUCUUUUCCUGGGGCCAAAACAGAUAUGGUCAACUAGGACUGGGAAAAGAAGGAAAUGGUGUCUCUACCCCACAGGUCAUCCAGUCUUUACUGGGCAUCCCAUUUGCUCAGAUCGCUGCAGGAGGUGCCCACAGCUUCGGACUCACGCUGUCUGGGGCUGUAUUUGGUUGGGGGAGAAACAAGUUUGGCCAGCUAGGUCUGAAUGAUGACAAAGAUCGAUGUUUUCCUUCCUUGCUGAAAACACUCAGGUCCCAAAAGGUUGUUUACAUAUGCUGUGGAGAGGAUCACACUGCAGCACUGACAAAGGAGGGGGGUGUAUUCACGUUUGGAGCUGGAGGGUAUGGCCAGCUGGGACACAAUACUACAAACCAUGAGGUUAACCCCCGGAAGGUUUUUGAACUCAUGGGGAAUGUAGUUACACAAAUUGUAUGUGGUAGGCAGCAUAGUCUAGCUUUCAUCCCAUCCUCUGGAAAGAUUGAUUCUUUUGGACUUGGAGGAAAUGGACAACUUGGCACGCGUUCCACCUGCAACAGGAAGAGCCCUGCCCCUGUCAAAGGCCAAUGGAGAGUAUACAAUGACUCCACACCAAUAGACACAGAGGCUGAGCCUUUCUAUUGUGUGAAGAGAAUUUAUGCUGGAGGAGAUCAGAGCUUCGCUCACUGCCAGUGUCCUCAGAAUGGGUGUCCUCCAGAGGAUCUGAGAUUUCAAAAAUCUGAUCGGCACAUCUUAACCCUGAAUGAGGACCUUAUCCAAAAAUGGCUGAGCCAUGGUCAUGGAAGACUCUCACCAGAAAUUACAGCUGAGAUUGACCUUGUGUUCUCCUCAGCAAGUUGCCUCAAUGGAAGUUUUCUGUCUUUGAGUUAUCCAGAUCACUACAGCACUAGCAGUAAAUGUUCAGGUGUAGAUGCCAGCAUUGCUCGCAUCCUGUUCCACAGACUUAUCCAGCCUGAGUAUCCAUGUAUCUCACAACAAGUUGCUGCAAGUUUGGAGAAGAACUUAAUCCCCAGCCUCAGCAGCUCUCCUCCAGACAUAGAGGCACUGAGACUCUACCUCACACUUCCACAGUGUCCUCUGUUCAGUGACCCCAACAUGUACAUUACCCUUGCCAUCCCAUUUGCCAAGGCGGUCAUCAGCCUGAAGUGUGCUCCCAUCAAGGUACUUGAGAAUUGGUGGUCUCGUCUUGAUCCAGCUGUUUUCCAAGGACUUAUGGAAUUGUAUAAAGAGGUGGUUGUGUAUCUGCUCCGGAUGCUGAAGGUUGGAAUUCCACCAUCUGAACACAGGAUAUUUAACUGCUUCCUCAGCAUCUGUCUCAAUUUUUUGGAGAUCCUUCACUCAGUGAACGAGCGAGCUGGUCAGAUCACCCACUAUGACAAGUUUUACAUACAUGAACUGGAAGAGCUUGUUGACAUCAGAAGUGAUUACAUUACUUGGAUUCAGCAACAAGUGUUCUCUAUGGGCAUGGAUUCUCAGGUCACCCUGUGCAAAUACCCAUUUAUAUUUGAUGCCCAGGCAAAGACCACACUGCUACAGACUGAUGCUGUUAUCCAAAUGCAGAUGGCCGUGGAUCAGGCCCAAAGGCAGAACCUAAGCUCUUUUUUCCUGCCUGGUGGUGUGGCGGAGUCAGUACACCCCUGCCUUAUUCUCAUCGUGCGCAGAGAAAAUGUUGUUGGAGACACCAUGGAAGUUCUGAGAAAGUCCAAAAAUGUUGAUUAUAAGAAACCUCUGAAGGUGAUCUUUGUUGGAGAGGAGGCUGUCGAUGCUGGAGGAGUUCGGAAAGAAUUCUUCUUGCUCAUCAUGAAAGAACUGUUGCACCCCAAGUAUGGCAUGUUUAGGUACUAUGAAGAGUCCAGACUCAUCUGGUUUGCAGACAAGACGUUUGAAGAUGUUGAUUUAUUCCACCUCGUUGGGGUUGUUUGUGGUUUGGCCAUUUAUAACCUGACUAUAAUCGAGCUGCACUUUCCUGUGGCCUUGUAUAAGAAGCUCCUAAAGAAAAUGUGCACUUUGGAAGACCUGAAAGAGCUCAUGCCUGAUGUUGGCAGGAGUCUACAACAACUGCUGGACUACUCGGAAAAUGAUGUUGAGGAUACAUUCUGCUUGAACUUCACAAUCACAGUGGAAAACUUUGGUGCUACUGAGGUUUUGGAGCUUGUACCUAAUGGAAUGAACAUCAGUGUAAACAACCACAACAGGCAAGAUUUUGUAAAUGCUUACGUUGAUUACAUUUUCAACAAAUCUGUGGCUCCACUUUUCAACGCCUUCUAUGCUGGAUUCCACAAAGUAUGUGGAGGGAAGGUUCUGGAGCUGUUUCAACCCAAUGAGCUACAAGCCAUGGUAAUAGGGAGCACCACUUAUGACUGGAAGGAACUAGAAAAGAGUGCAGAAUACAAAGGGGGAUACUGGGCUGAACACCCCACCAUCAAACUAUUCUGGGAGGUUUUCCAUGAGUUAUCAUUGGAGAAGAAGAAGCAGUUCCUACUGUUUCUUACAGGAAGUGAUCGUAUCCCCAUCCUGGGCAUGAAGAGUCUUGGGUUGGUCAUCCAGCCCACAGGGGGUGGAGAGCACUAUCUUCCAGUGGCCCACACCUGCUUCAAUCUCUUGGACCUACCCAAGUAUACCAGCCGUGAGAAGCUCCAGGAGAAGCUUCUUCAGGCCAUUGAACAUAAUCAGGGUUUCAACCUCGCCUGAAAGUCUUCAGCUAUAGAACAGAAGUUAUCUCCAGACCACAGACUACAACUUGACCCCCAAAUUGAGACAUAUUUUAUACAGAGUGUAUUAAUUUCUGCUACUGGAUGACAGGCGUUGAUGUUGCAACAUUUUUAUUUAGUCAUUCAAGAGACUUGGGGUAGCAUUCCAUGGUAGUGGAAUUAGCAAGAAUAUGAGGUUUUUCUCCUUUUUUCCAUUCUGUGCCAAGAUAAAAUCUGUAGAUAAUUAAUUGUCAUUAAGCUCUGUUCUCUGCCUGAUUCAGAAUAAAAUACCAAUUUCUUUUUAGAUGAUGCAGUUUGUUUACUGGGUUGAUGGAUGGAUAAGCACUGUUAUUAACACUUUUCACAGUUAAAAAUAAACUGGUGAUCAGUGAUGCUUGGAUCUAAAUCAGAAAUAAAACAUAUACCGUUUUGA
Messenger RNA from Electrophorus electricus (electric eel), 3811 nucleotides. RefSeq names its product HECT and RLD domain containing E3 ubiquitin protein ligase 4 (gene herc4). Gene Ontology annotation, molecular function: ubiquitin protein ligase activity. Gene Ontology annotation, biological process: protein ubiquitination; ubiquitin-dependent protein catabolic process. NCBI's taxonomy places the organism in Eukaryota, Metazoa, Chordata, Actinopteri, Gymnotiformes, Gymnotidae. Gene Ontology annotation, cellular component: cytoplasm. The record is from RefSeq and is a predicted model, not a curated record.